This is a messenger RNA of Lemur catta (Ring-tailed lemur), 5588 nucleotides long. It is a transcript of the gene NEMP1, whose product is annotated as nuclear envelope integral membrane protein 1. Bases 46 to 1380 code for a protein of 444 amino acids. Gene Ontology annotation, cellular component: nuclear envelope. NCBI's taxonomy places the organism in Eukaryota, Metazoa, Chordata, Mammalia, Primates, Lemuridae. The record is from RefSeq and is a predicted model, not a curated record. The transcript has 9 exons.
UUGCUUGGGGGGAGACACGUGAGGAGGCGACGGCGUGAGGCAACCAUGGCGGGAGGAAUGAAAGUGGCGGUCACGCCGGCAGUUGGUCCCGGGUCCUGGGGCUGGGGAGCCGGGGGCAGUGGGGCAGUACGGCUGCUCUUGGUCCUCUCCGGCUGCUUUUUCUGCGGCUCAGCUGGAAUUGAUGUAAAUGUGGUCAUGCUUCAGGAAUCCCAAGUUUGUGACAGAAGUACCAGCCAACAAUUUUGUUAUACAAAUGUUCUUAUCCCAAAAUGGCAUGAUGUAUGGACGCGGAUACAGAUCCGGGUAAAUAGUUCCAAAUUGGUUCGAGUCACUCAGGUGGAGAAUGAGGAGAAACUGAAGGAGCUAGAGCAGUUUAGUAUCUGGAACUUUUUUUCCUCCUUUUUAAAAGAGAAAUUGAAUGACACCUAUGUUAACGUGGGUCUGUACAGCACAAAAACCUGCCUCAAAGUUGAGAUUAUAGAGAAGGACACCAAGUACAGUGUCAUUGUGAUCCGGAGAUUUGACUCCAAACUCUUCCUUGUUUUUCUCCUUGGACUUAUGCUGUUUUUUUGUGGAGACUUGCUGAGCAGAAGUCAGAUUUUCUACUAUUCCACUGGGAUGAGUGUGGGAAUUGUGGCAUCUCUACUAAUCAUCAUUUUUAUGCUAUCUAAGUUUAUGCCUAAGAAAAGUCCCAUUUACGUCAUCCUGGUAGGAGGCUGGUCUUUUUCUCUGUACCUCAUUCAACUAGUUUUUAAAAAUUUACAAGAGAUCUGGAGGUGUUACUGGCAGUAUCUUUUAAGCUACGUCCUCACAGUUGGAUUCAUGAGUUUUGCGGUGUGUUACAAGUAUGGGCCCUUGGAGAAUGAACGAAGUAUCAACCUGCUGACCUGGACCUUGCAGCUGAUAGGCCUAUGUUUCAUGUAUUCCGGCAUCCAGAUACCACACAUUGCCCUUGCCAUUAUCAUCAUUGCUCUGUGUACUAAGAACCUGGAGUACCCUAUUCAGUGGCUGUACAUCACCUACAGAAAGAUGUGUAAGGCAACAGAAAAGCCUGUUCCUCCUCGCCUCCUGACAGAAGAAGAAUAUCGAAUACAAGGAGAGGUAGAAACCCGAAAGGCUUUAGAGGAGCUCCGAGAAUUUUGUAAUAGCCCGGACUGCUCUGCUUGGAAGACUGUUUCUCGAAUCCAGUCUCCAAAAAGAUUUGCUGACUUUGUGGAAGGCUCUUCACACCUCACACCAAAUGAAGUUUCUGUCCAUGAGCAGGAGUAUGGAUUAGGGAGCAUUAUUGCCCAGGAUGAAAUCUAUGAGGAAACAUCCUCUGAGGAAGAAGACUCAUACUCCCGGUGCCCCACUAUCACACAAAACAACUUUUUGACUUAAGUGGUAGUCAGUUAUUUUUAUGUGGACUGGCUUGGUGCCUCAUUGGUUCAUAUUACAUGUGUUGUGCAAUUGCUUCGAACCCUUUGAAACAGAGUGCAGAAAUUCUCCCACUGAAAUGAGAGGCCUGAGUAGGCCUCCCUCUGGAAAUGGUCUUGGUUGUCUCUGGGAUCCCUGAGGAAGGAGAGUGAAUAAAGUAGUAAAUGCCCAUUGGUUAAUCCAUCAUCCCACAUUUAUGUUCCCAAAGUAAUUGGAUGGCCACAGCUAGCAUGGUAUUCCAGCUCCUCUUUGAAAGUUGAUUCAAUUGUGGUAUUUCUCUCAGGCUAGCACUGCAAAGUAAGAACUGUUAUAAAUGCAGUAAUACUUUCAGACUAUAGGCUGCCUCUUCCAGAGAGAAAUCCACAAAUCUGAGCCUCUUUCACUUCUGCUUUUAUUUUAUUGACUUUAGAAUAAUUUGAUUCUAAUGAUCAAAUUUAAUGAUUUAACUCUUUUUGGGAGGAAAAUUGAUUUUUGUUUGUCUUGGUUUUUUUUUUUAAUGAAUGUUUUUUAAAAAAUGUAACAAACUCAUGUUCCAGAACCAGCAAGUGCUCCAGAAUGACAAGCUCCCUAGGCCCCUAAACGCCAGGAACUAUUGUUUUGAACUUUGAAUUAGUUCACAUACAUAUGAUAUUUUAAGUCCUGCUUUUAGGAACAUGCCUGUAGACUCUUCUGUAGGUGAGGUAUCUUGGGCUUUUUAUUAUACUCAACUUUUAAUUCCAUCUUAAAAAUACAUUGUGUUCUUCCCUUCCCAUUCUUCCUGGCCCCCCUUUCCUUUUCAGGAAGGGUAUAUUUCCCUCACUUGUGAAGUAUAUACAAUUCAUAGUUUAUUUCAUUUCUUAUACCUCCUCUUUAGUUUAUAGCAUUAUUCCUGCUAGCUAGAAGUUAUCUUGUUUAGGGGAUGUUCAGAUGCUUUCUACAGGUUACAUUUUUUUCUGUCAUUGGGUCACGUAUCUUUGAGUUACUGUGGAAUCCAGAAACUAUCCUCUUUUCCUUUCCCUCCUCCUUUGUCUACCUGGUCUACUUAUUCCUUUCAGCCUUUCCUCACUACCUGCACUCCCCUAAAUCUAGCUAAUUUGUAAGCCCUGAAACUAUCUAUGAAAUUUUUUGGUGUGCAAUUUGUAGCUGUAUAGCCACCACAGUUUGCACUACCAGGAAAUAGACCUCCAGGUUAUCUUCAUGACUCUUGAUGCUCAUUCAGCCAUCAGGAUUAGACACAUUUUUCUAUGAAUUUAUACUUAUUUGCAAUUCCAUUUCUGAUCUGAGAUUUAUACUGCCUUUUAUUAUAGUGGCAUUAGUUUCAGAUUCUGUUGCCUUUGGAAAGUACCCUUAUAAACUAGCAGUGGUAUUUAUGCGGGAACCGAUUCCAUCAUUUGCUUGGUUCCUUCUUUGUGAUCUUCACCCCUAGUACCUUGGAAAAUGCUGUAAUUACUUUAGCCUGGAAGAUAGAUGCUCAUGGCAAGAGGAUAGCAUCAACUUUACUGGCUUACUUACCAUGAUCAUGGGAAAGGCAGAUGAUUUUUUUAAAAAGCUGUAAUGACUCCUUCAAACCAGCCAUUUAGCAGAUAAUUUUGAAAGGCCUUGGCUCCAUUUCUGACUUCGAAAGCGUCAGCUCUGAGAUUCCCUUCCAGGUUGAUUAUUUCCAUAGCCUUAGACUGUCCUAAAGCGACAACUACCUCGAUUGGCAGCAAAGAGACAUAUAGUGGAAAAUGAGCAGUAUUUUGUCAGAUAGUAUGGGUUAAAGUUGCAGGGUAAAAGGAACUUUAUAUUGGGAAACUGUUAGGCCUUUGUGAAUUAUGUACAUAGUAAAAUUUUAUCCUUCUACAAAGAACUAUUAAAACCUCUGAAAUAUACUUUUUAAAAACUUUAUUUAUAGAAACUGAGACCUAGCAUACUUGAGCAUAAAUUGAUUUGAAAAAAUAAUUUGGCUGUAUUAAUGGUCUCAGGAUUCUCUGGCGAUUUUGGUGCUUUUUCCAAAAUAGCUACGUAGGAAUGUGAUAGCUUGCCGUUAGGGUAACUUUUCCUGAUUCAUGUCUUUAUUUCAGUGAGAAAGCAUUGUGACGUAGGGAAAGAUUCUCCUCCUAUUUUGUUUAGUAAACUCCUGUGAAAUAGAGUUUCUGUUUCAAGAUCAGUUUUUUUUCACUGUGUUUGAAUUUGGGGUGAGUAAAAUCAAGCUCAGUAUAUUACUCCCUGUCUGGUAGUUGGAGACCAGAGAUGAAGGCAGCGGAGAUAACAAUUGAUCCUGCAGCAUGAGAAUUGCUCUCAGACAGUGAAGGACAGUGCUUCUUUGGUGUGCUGUGUGUCCUUGCCCUGCCUGCCUUGUGGCUCUGCCCAGAUGCUUCCGAGCCUCUGUGUGCCCGGAGAUUGCUUGACUUCAUAAACCUUUACGAGCUGCUCUUGUCUCCCUCUUGGCCACUUGGUCUGCUGGCUCAGUCACUACUUGAAGCCCCCAUUUAAUUUUCUCUGGCAGUUAUAGCUCUUGCAAUUUCAGCACAGUCUCAUCUCUCAGACCGAUCUCAUCAAGAAGGAUUAAAGGGAUAACUAUGGGGUGAGCUGGACAUUGGAGCCAUGUCUGCUGCCACUUCAGCAUCUUGCUUGGCAAAUAUCAAGCUGUAAGUGGCUCAGGGUCUCAUCAGCAUUGGAAAUCUGUCAUCUCUGAUCAGUCUGACCAAGUUGUGUAGAGCAUGACUCCCAUUACGGGGAAUACAAAAGGCAUCUGGUAUAAAACAUUUCCCUUUCACUUUCCCACUCAGAUUGUUUUCAUGGGACCAAAAGAACACAGUGACCAAAACCAAGGACAAUUUAGCAACUUUGAUACCUUCUAAUAAGGAAUUCCUGUCAGCCACUGCAUCCCACCAAAGCUAUUUUAUUUCUUUUCCCCAAAUUCAUGAUUUUUGUGGCUGUUACGAAGGGAAUUUUGCUGAUGCCAUUUUCUGCUUAUUCAUCCAUUCUAGGGCCCAGUCCUCUCUUCAUUGAUUAUUCCUUUUAACUCAAUCCCUGUUUGGCAUGUAUUAUAGAGGUUUGAUGAAUAAAAGGACCCAAAUAGGCCAGAUAGUUCCCUCCAGGCCCUGAUAUCCAUAAAAGGCCUGGGAAUGGGUUAUAUAAUUGUCCUCAAUCUUUUUGUUGUUUGAGGAAAGAAAGAUGGGCUUAGAUGGAUGCCUGCGUAAAAAUAGUUCCUAGCUGUGUACUCAUAACUUCUCUGAAUUGAGUAGUGAAAGUUGAAGUACAAGGAAAGGAAAUUAAAUGUCCUUCUAGUAUUCCUUUGGACUUAGGUCUGACAUAUGAGAUAAUAACCUGUAUUGAAGAGCCAGGAAUUUUAUCUGAACUCAGGAGAGGACAGUUUGACAGAUUUAUUUUGCCUUUAUGUUAUAUAGGCACUGAAACCAAGUAAUAAACAUACAAAAUAGCCAUUGCACAAAGCAAGUGCACCUAAACCUUUUGUUUCGUUUUUUAGGUAGCAGAAAUUGAUCAUUAUUUUUUUUAGGGGAACCUGUGUAAUUGUUGUGCCCCAGUGGUGUCUUUUGGUGACUUAGCUCAUAGAAACAGGUUGCUGUUGAGUGAUUCUAGAUGGUUACUACCUUGAAAAGUGUUUGGUGCCUUAUGUGACAGGAGCCAGAGCCUGCUGGGAAUAAACGAAGCAGAUUCAUGCCAUUAUAGAUUUGUAGCUUUAGGGGGGAUGGGAGUGGGUCACACAGACCCCCUAAUGUGGGCUUUGGAUUUUCACACCACCCACCCAUGUGUGUUGUCUUCCUUUUUCACACACUUUUGAUGGUAACUUGAAAAUGGUGAAAUCACCGUCUCUGAACUUGACUAUAACAUGAGCAGCAUUCUUAUGUUAACAUAAUAUUAUAGAUAGGUCAUAAUGUGAACAUUAGAAACUGUUAGAGCCUGCAAUUGCUGCAGUUUUCCACGUUUAUGGAAUUGAUGUUUAAAUAGCAGGGCUAAGGAAUUACUGGGCAAGUUUUAGCCUGUGGGUAAUGCCUUAAUGUUAUUUAAAUAAAAGGUUUGUCAUUUGUGUUUAAAAUAAAUGUUCAUGAAUGUUUGAAACGAACAAAAUUAUCAGGGAUGACUCUUUGCCAUGGGUCUCAUUUUUACCCUCUUUUCUAUAAGAAAAAUAAUGAUGUCUUAGGAAUUUUUCAUUUUUAUUGUACAGUUUGUAAGUAAUCCCAAUUUUA